UUUAUGAGACUUGUCAUCUAUUUUUUUACGGUAUUCUGAGGUUAGAAAGAAAGAAAGAAAGAAGAUGGAGAUUCCUGUGAUAGAUUUGAGCCAACUCGAGGGCGAGAACAGAAGCAAAACUAUGGCUCUUCUGCACCAAGCUUGUGAGAAAUGGGGCUUCUUUCAGGUUGAGAACCAUGGACUCGAGAAGAAGCUGAUGGACAAGGUAAAGCAAUUGGUGAAUGCACACUACGAGGAAAACUUGAAAGAAAGCUUUUACGAGUCAGAGAUAGCUAAAGGCUUGAUGAAUAAAGGUGAUGUCGACUGGGAAAGCAGUUUCUUUAUUUGGCAUCGCCCAACAUCCAACAUCAAUGAAAUCCACAACCUCUCGGAGAAUCUUCGCCAAAUAAUGGAUGAGUACAUCGCCCAACUGAUUCAGUUAGCAGAGAAGCUUUCUCAACUCAUGUCUGAGAAUCUUGGACUGGACAAGGAUUACAUAAAGGAAUCGUUUUCAGGAGCUAAAGGUCCUUCUGUGGGAACAAAGGUGGCAAAAUACCCUGAAUGUCCUCGGCCAGAGCUUGUGAGAGGACUUCGAGAGCACACCGACGCCGGCGGAAUCAUACUCUUGCUCCAAGAUGAACAUGUCCCAGGUCUUGAAUUCUCAAACGAUGGAGGAUGGAUAAAGAUCCCCCCAUCCAAGAACAAUACUAUAUUUGUCAACACAGGUGAUCAAGUGGAAGUGUUGAGUAAUGGAAGGUACAAAAGUACUCUGCACCGUGUCAUGGCUGGCAAGGAUGGGAGCAGACUCUCCAUUGCCACAUUCUACAACCCAGCUGGUGAUGCCAUUAUCUCCCCAGCUCCCAAACUCUCAUACCCCCAUAAUUAUACAUUUCAAGAUUACUUGAAGCUUUAUGCCACCACAAAGUUCUCAGAUAAGGGUCCCAGAUUUGAAGCCAUGAAGAAAAUAGCCAAUGGACACAGCAGUCAUGGUGUCUGAAACUGCCUCGUGUAAUUCCCAGUACUGGUGUUUAUUUGUCAGUUUGAACCACUUGUUUUCUUGAUACAAGGAGAUGCUCGUUUAUCUUGUCUAGUUAGCAGGAGCACCAUUGGAUCCGGAAAAAUUAUCCACUUUACAAUUCACUGUUCAUUUUCUCAAACAUAGCAAACACGAGACCUAAAUUUAUCACA
Molecule: messenger RNA, 1167 nt
Organism: Populus trichocarpa (black cottonwood)
Lineage: Eukaryota; Viridiplantae; Streptophyta; Magnoliopsida; Malpighiales; Salicaceae
Product: 1-aminocyclopropane-1-carboxylate oxidase 1
Exons: 3
Coding region: 65-976 (303 amino acids)
Source: RefSeq, a predicted model, not a curated record